AUGUCGCCUAUCGAAAGACUACCGACUGAGAUCGUCCAGUUCAUCGCCGAACUGUGUACCUGGGAUUCAGCCCCCCCCAAGUAUGGCUUCCCUUCUAGAAUCGACGCAGAUCGCUACCGCUGUGACGAGGCCUGGGAACCUCGGUUCCGCCAUUUCUAUGAUAUCUUGAACGAGCGACUUUACACGCGAAAUCUAUCCCGCGACCCAAACUAUUGCUCUUGCCUUCGCUGGGCUGUCCGUCAUAACCGACUGGAGACUAUCCAACGAGCGGUGACAUACGGUGCAGACUUGUCCUCGUACGGGCUGCCUUCAGAUGUGGUAUACUCAAACACCAUCUAUGGAGCCACAGACUAUCGCAUGAAGGUGAACGGUGUUCUGAUACCAUGUACCGAAUACCAAUUCCACAGCUCGUGGGGACCGCCCCUCUCUGACGCUGCUUCCCGCGGCUUCACAGAAAUUGUUGCCUUUCUCCUAGAAGCCGGGGUCGACGUUGAAAAAGAAACACAACACCGGACGAGCUUUCCACUUGAACGAGCCAUACAAAACGGACACGAAAAGGUCGCCGAGAUGCUCGUUAGCCGUGGGGCCUACCGCUCCCGAAGGGAUUUAUCGGCACUUCCCUCUGCUUUUGCCAAGGAUUUUAAAGGCGUUGUCACAACCCUUCUGCAGAGGAAUGAAAAUGACGGUGCGUCUUUCAACGGAAAACUUCUUUAUGGUGCUUCGUCCGACAAUCUGGAGCUUGUCACGCAAUGUCUGAAGGAUUCGAAAGCGAACGUCAACACCCAGGAUACAAUGGGAAAUACUGCACUGCACCUAGCCAUCAACUCCCCCAAUAGAGGAUUAGAGGUUGUCAAAUUUAUUCUACAACAACCCGGGGUUGGAACUUUCUUUGGAGACAACGAGGGGAAAGCACCCGUUCAUCUAGCGGCGCUCAAGGGUCGGAUGGACAUUGUCCGGCUUCUCGCCGAAAUGCCAGACUUUGACGUCAAUGACCGAACAAAUAUGGACAAAACUGUCUUGCACAUGGCUGCCCAAGCAGCAAGUUUAGAGACAUUUACCUACUUUCUGAAACACCCUGAUUUCAAUGAUCCGGAACGCGAAGACCUGCGCAAGGUAUUGGAAAUUAUUUCUCGCAUGUCGGACGAGGAUCUGGCAAAGGAUUUUGUGGAUCGCUUGGUUGAACGAGUAGCUCUGCUAGAGCCAGACAGCUCUGCUGUCGUUAAUGCCAUUCACUAUGGAAACUUGUCGACCGCAUCGAAACUUCUUUCCCUAACUUCCCAAGAAUACUUUGACAGCGAGUAUGUUCGUGAGGCUCGGAGAAGAGGAAGAUCCGGUCCCCUUCACCAUGCUUUGAUGCUACAGGACCCUCGAGUGACGACCUUCGUCAAAAAAUUAAUAGCACGCGGUGCGGAUGUCCAAAUUGCCUCAAGGUACAGCAGCGUACCUUGGCAAGUAAUGAUGAGUGAAGCCACGCCGAUAUUCUUUGCCGCUACCUUUGCCCGGAAUACAGACUGCAUGAAGAUGCUUUUCGAAGCCGGUGCGGACGCAACUUCUGCCGUACAGGCCCUAGGAACUCAGGGUAGCGGACAUCGCACUAUGUCGAUGCUGUCGGCGCUAUUCAGUUAUGUUUGGAGGGAGCGAUGGGGACUCGUGAAAUGGCCUGUCCAGUAUUCUGGACUGAAGGAGCCACCUAUUGCCCAAAGCAUGUCUGAGCUGGAAGAUCAAAUUUUAAUGCUGCUUCAGCAUGGCGCAACCUUGAACAAGGUUGGGGAUUAUUCGUCAGCUUUGAGUCUUGUGUGCAAGGACGCCUUGCAGACCUCUUCCUUUAGUUUUCUCAGGUGGUUGACAGACAAUUCGACGGCAAGGAACGUGAGUGUAGAACACGUGGACUCACUACUCUGGAAACACCCCCUGGUCGAAGAUGAACAGGAGCAAAGGAAACUACAUGAUCGCAUCGGAGAGCCCGAGGACUAUCACGGCUUCAUCAAGUGUCUCAAAAAGCUCGGGGAAAUACACAAGAUUCUUAAAGGGUUCAAGGAAAAGCUACUACGCGAAGGAAUUCAAGAUUAG
Clonostachys rhizophaga is the source of this 2070-nucleotide messenger RNA. The record is from the annotation of a GenBank genome assembly. Lineage: Eukaryota; Fungi; Ascomycota; Sordariomycetes; Hypocreales; Bionectriaceae.